AUGUUACCUUCCAAAGCAUUCGUUCUUCUCUCGGCGUUCUUUGCGCUUGCCGUUGUCAACGGUUCACCGGCGGAUGUACGUGCUCCUGGUGUGAAGAGCACGCGCAUGCUGCAGGGAUUGCAGCGACACUUUGUUCGACCGGUAGUGCCAGUAGACUUCGUACCUCAAGAGGAUCAUAUCACCGGAGGUCGCUUCCGAACGCGUGUCGAUCACUUCGACCCGCAAAACCGGGACACAUUCGAGUUUAGUUACUUUUCGAACGAUGAGUUCUAUCAGCCCGGGGGACCGAUCUUUAUCUUCGUUGGAGGCAACUUCGCGAUGACGACGUACUACAUCACUCACGGGCUGCUGUACGACACGGCUGCCCGGGACCAUGCAUGGCUGUUCACCAACGAGCAUCGCUACUAUGGUACCAGCACUCCGGUUUCUGACUAUUCCACGGAAAAUCUUCGUUUCCUUAAAUCGGAGCAAGCCUUGAUGGAUCUUAUCGAGUGGAUCGACCAUCUGAGGAAUAACGUGGUAAGGGAUCCGCGGGCUAAGGUGAUCCUCGUUGGAGUAGGAUAUGCAGGAGCAUUGGCCACCUGGGCACGCCAACGUUUCCCGAACAUCAUUGAUGGGGCAUGGGGUGCCGGUGCCACUGUGUUGGCCAGCUUCGACUUUCAGGAACACGCCGUCGACGUUGGUAGCAUGAUCCGCCGGUUCGGAGGAGACGAUUGUCACAGUCUGCUUUGGGUUGCAUUCCGCACCGCACAGUACCUGAUGGACGCCGACCGAGAUGAGACGGUCACGAAUCUUAUCAACACUUGCGAGCCGAUUGAGCCAGGCAAUCUGCUAGACCAAGAGACUCUGUUCUAUCACCUGAAGCUGGCCGUGCAGGAAGCGAUGCUCGAGGACCAGGAUACGGCUAAGAUUCGUACCGUAUGCGAGACCAUGCUGAACGCGACGGAAGGAACCGCCCUGGAGGAUCUUGGCGGUUGGCUGCGGGGAUACUAUGCGAAUUUGCCAUGUAUGCCAUUCGACUUCGAAUCCAAUAUGGAAGCCGGUCAGGUAUUAGCCCCGGGUGCACCGGAAAACUCCAUCCUCGGAAUACGUCAAACGCAGUACCAGGCGUGUACAGAGUUUGGCUGGUUCCGUACGACCGAUGCGGAUGACCAACCGUUCGGUGAUCGCGUGACGAUGCACUUCUUCCUUGAGGCAUGCCGUGCUCUUUUUGGAGACUGGGUAACCGAUGCCGUCAUCUAUGAUGGUGUACGUCUUACGAACCUCCACUACGGUGGUCAGGAUCCACGCUCGACGAAUGUACUGUUUACAAACGGCGAAUACGACCCGAACCGAUUCGUAUCGAUCACUAGCUACAUCAAUCCACUCAGCUACGCGUACGUUGUGCCAGACGAGUUCUUGUUCUCGGAGAUCUACUCCAUCGCUGAGGGUGACUCGCCCGAACUGGUCGCUAUUAAGACCAGCAUUCAACAGUACAUCACCCUCUGGCAGGGUCAAGGUUUGACUCCGGUGUAA
Anopheles coustani is the source of this 1515-nucleotide messenger RNA. Its product is annotated as putative serine protease K12H4.7. Lineage: Eukaryota; Metazoa; Arthropoda; Insecta; Diptera; Culicidae. The transcript has 2 exons. Gene Ontology annotation, biological process: proteolysis. Bases 1 to 1515 code for a protein of 504 amino acids. The record is from RefSeq and is a predicted model, not a curated record. Gene Ontology annotation, molecular function: serine-type exopeptidase activity; dipeptidyl-peptidase activity.